This is a messenger RNA of Serpula lacrymans var. lacrymans S7.9, 791 nucleotides long. RefSeq lists its product as uncharacterized. The record is from RefSeq and is a predicted model, not a curated record. The coding region runs from base 175 to 654 and encodes 159 amino acids. The transcript has a single exon. NCBI's taxonomy places the organism in Eukaryota, Fungi, Basidiomycota, Agaricomycetes, Boletales, Serpulaceae.
ACUUAUUUACAGUCACUACCUCGACCACUGAUUGGUGUUAGGCAUCGUGUUGCCCUAAACAUAGUGCACCUGCACGUCAUCGUUGGCCCUCCCAUCUCAAAUCUGGAGGGUCAUUUUGCCUUGCGGGGUGUAGUCAACAGUCUUUUGCUGGCACACGGAAUACAACCAACAUCUAUGACUGUAUUUCUCCUCUUACGCAGCUUACGAUACACCAAGAAAUGCGGGACAUUCGCUAAAGCCUUCUUGGACUCUUGGAAGAAACGGUGGGGUGCUAAAAUGGAGUCUAGUAUGGUUAGGAGACGUGUUGCCAUCCUAGCUCUCAAGGAAGGCCGCUUUGACAUUGUUGAUGAAAUGAUGGCGAGCGAAAAACAGAGGAAACAUUUGGAGAGCUUAUGGUAUACAGAGAUGGAGGUAGUUGGUGGAGGACUACCGCAACUAAGGCCUCCGAGAAGACUAAGGUUAAGGAAAUAUGCCCACAAGGGAACCGAGAACCGCAGGUGGACGAAGCUAAAACAAAGAAUUGAUCGUGUAGCUGGUGAGGAGGAGGCUGCAGCAAGGGAGAGAGCAGGCGGCGGCCCGAGACUCCCCAUCCAGUCUGACCAGGUCAGAGCAUGUAGCAAUGAGCAAAGGCACUUCACAGUGAGGAGAAUUUAAUUGCUCCGAAAUGUUUGUCAAAAUGCGUUGGAAAUUUUGAUAUUUGGAUCAACAUUUGAACUACCUUACAUUACAAAUUUCAUUUGCUAUGGAUAUAUAAUAAAUAUAAUACUUAUUUCCUUAAUGGGUUAAACUAG